GGAGAAACAGCACCCCAGGCAGAACUAUCCCCCAGGUCUCUCUCUAGAGGAGAAACCGUUUUCCUCCCUGCAGCUAGUCCAGAGCUGUGUCCUCUCCCCUCCCUCCGAGUCAGAGCUCCAACAGUCCCCCCAAAACUGUCCCAGCUUCCCCCCCUCCAUGUGGAACCACCAGCCCCAUCUCUGCCCCAGCUACCCCCACAGCCAGGGGGGCUUUGGCCCCGACACCACUCUCCUUUCCAGCGGGUUCCUGCCCUUGACGGACGGCCUGCCUGGGUCGGGGUCUGGGUCGGACUACAGCCAGCAGGGAUCAGAGACUGACAGACUGCUGUACGAGAAGAGUUACCUUGUGGAGGGGGACGGGAUGGGGCUGCAGGAGCUGCAGGUGUGUCAGUCAGGUGUCUGUCUGGGGCAGGUGCAGUACCAGCGAGGCUCUCUCUGCUCAGACCAUGGGUGUCUGAUCAGCUAUGACUCUGUGGGCUCCUUGUCUGCCUGCUCCUCCAACUACAGCUCUCAGAGCUUUGGGGAACAGCGUAAGGGAGGAGGGGAGAUGGAGGAGAGGAGAGACAGCUACCUGCAGCACUGCAGCCCCACGGUGUUGUUCCAGCAGAGCCUGGAGAACAUGGGUCACCCCAUCACCCCCCUCAGAGAGUCCUCAGACCUCCUCGACAUUUCAAACUUCACCCCCGACAAGUUCAGACACUCCUCCCUGUCCGAGCUGUCGCCCCCGGAGACCCCCAACCUCUCCCCCCAGGUGACGGGGUGGGAGAUGAGGACAGGAGGCAAAGCCCCGGAGUACCAGGAUCAUGUGACAGGAUGUGACAUCAGCAGGGAGGCGAAGUGGAACUGUGACAUCAUGCAGCAGGCGGAGCAGCACGGGUUGGAGGGGCGGCCCUCAUUCAACGGAGAGGGGGGGAAGAACACCCGCUCUAAGAGGAAAGCAGGUUAUAAACAGGCUGCAGCGGCGGCAGGGGGACAGCAGGGGCCUAAGAGAGGCCGGGCCCCCAGAGCAUCCAAGACAGAGAAGGUGAAGAUGCCUAGACAGAGCCGCUCUUCUAAGAAGAUCAAAGCCAUGCUGGAGGGGAAGGCUGCCAAGGGCCAGGCGCAGGCAGGGGGGAACCUUCAGCCCCACAGCCACGGUAGCACUGGGGACUGGUCUGGUAGCAGCACCGGGCCUAGGGGCUGGUCGGAGGGGAACACCAGCCUGGGGGAAGGGGAGGAGCAGCAGGAGUUUGAGGAGCCAUCCAACAUCCUGUCCAACAUUGUGUCCGGCAUGGCGGAGGUCCAGAGGUUCAUGAUGGAGUCCAUGGAGCCUCAGUGGGACCCGCUGGAGGGCGACCUGCCGCCCGACACCAACAGCCUCAACAUGAAGACCCUCCACAUCCUCCAGGGGAGGGGGGGCAAGAAGGGAGCAGGCUCCGUGGGGGUCGGACGGGGCAGGAAGGCCAGGGGCAAGGUGGGGAAGAACCAGGCCAAGUUUAACACCUCCCACCCCAUCUUCCCCCAGCUCGCUCUGGGCUGCAACAUGUUCGACAAACCCAACUCUAUUAGCCCAGGCCCCACGCACAAAAAACUGUACCGUCACAAGACCAGUGCCAAGUUCCCAAACAUGGAGACUGUGAAGGGCAAGCGAGGGGGAGCGGAGAGGAACCCAAACAAGGACUUGGCCCUCAUGGUCUCUUUUGAGAAACUGAGGCAGAAUAUGGCCGUCUUGUUGGCGCUGUCCUUCAGAUAAACACUGCCUGGCUCAGUUCAAGAGGAAAAACUACAACCCCCCAUAACACCCCUCUCUCUUCUGAGCCCCUCCCCUUGUAUAAACCCAAGACAUCUUCAACACAAGAUGGGACCAUUUUUGUAUCGAUAACAUAUCAAAUUAGCAUUUUGUCUUAAUUUUCUUAAUUUUGGAAUGAGCUUGUAAUUCUCCUGUUCUUUACUGUUCUGUUUCUCCUGGAGGUUUUUAAAAGGAGCUGGUCGUUCUAACGAGACAUUUAUAGAUGUUCACUGCUCCGUCCACUAUCAGAGUAUUUUUGUCUAUGUUGUUGUACAGCUCCAUGCACUAUCUGCAAAAAAAUGAUAAUUAUUUUAAUCUUCAAAAUCAAUGUGCCAAAAGGUAAAGAUGAUGUCUUAUAUUUAUACUGACCAACAAUAUAAACGCAACAUGCAAUAUUCUCAAAUAUUUUACUGAGUUACAGUUCAUAGAAGGAAAUCAGUCAGUUGAAAUCGAUUCAUUAGGCUCUAAUCUAGGUAUUUCACAUGACUGGGCGGGGGCACAGCUAUAGGCCCACCCACUGGGGAGGCAUGCCCAGCCAAUCAGAAUAAGAUUUUCCCACAAAAGGGUUGUAUGCUCCCCACAGACAUCUGUGGAAUUUUGUUGUGUGAAAAAACUGCACAUUUUAGGGUGGACUUUUAUUGUCCCCAGCACAAGGUGCACCUGUGUAAUGAU
Oncorhynchus tshawytscha (Chinook salmon) is the source of this 2440-nucleotide messenger RNA. Its product is annotated as neurite extension and migration factor-like. Gene Ontology annotation, biological process: negative regulation of neuron migration; negative regulation of cell adhesion mediated by integrin; negative regulation of cell-matrix adhesion. The transcript has 2 exons. Bases 158 to 1732 code for a protein of 524 amino acids. Lineage: Eukaryota; Metazoa; Chordata; Actinopteri; Salmoniformes; Salmonidae. Gene Ontology annotation, cellular component: nucleus. The record is from RefSeq and is a predicted model, not a curated record.